CUAAUAUCACGUUUCAUGUCCAGGUAGCCAUGCCGCCUAUCUAUCUUAUCAGUCUUUUAUAAUAUUGAUACGAAUACUGAAAGGUUGUGUUCAGCAUGGCUAUCAUAAAGUUUCUUGCACCAGUAUUACUUCUUUCGGUAAGCAGUGCCCAAUUCUUCAAUUUCAACACCUGUUCCAGCAUUCUAAAAGAGGAUUGCUUUAAAUACGGCAAUGAUCCGCAAUGUGGCUCUAAUGGAGUGACCUACCGAAACAGAUGUGAUUUCUCCAAAGCCCACUGUGAACAGAAUAGUGUCCACAUUGCAUCGCAUUCUGCAUGCCCAGCCACCACAGUGCCCCCUGGUGCCUCGUCCACCAGUAAUCCAGUAGCAAGCACAUUGGCUCCUAUUCUACAAGGAAGCGAGGCUGUCCUGGACUUCUUCUGUUUGAACAUUGCCUUCAGACCUUGUGAUGCAGUUCACACCCCAGUGUGUGGCAACGACACGACCACAUACCCUAACCCGUGCGAGUUUGAGAAAACUAGAUGCACACACCGCUCUCUUCACAUAGUACACUAUGGAACUUGCAGCGACGAUCCAUUCAAUCCUUGAAGAGUUAACCUUGUGUCAGUUAUCUUAAUAUUCAAAUAAACGAUACAUCCCA
Molecule: messenger RNA, 639 nt
Organism: Ostrea edulis (European flat oyster)
Lineage: Eukaryota; Metazoa; Mollusca; Bivalvia; Ostreida; Ostreidae
Product: agrin-like
Exons: 4
Coding region: 96-587 (163 amino acids)
Biological process (GO): multicellular organism development; cell differentiation
Molecular function (GO): protein binding
Source: RefSeq, a predicted model, not a curated record